UUCCUCGCCCGGGAGGAGCCUCCCUGCCCCGAGCCGCUGUCCAGCAUGCACGGCCGCGAUGGAGGCUCCCGGGGACCGGCCCUCGGGCAGCCUCAGGAGGAGCCUGGGGGCGGCCGGCGAGGGGCAGGGUCGGCCCUGGCUGGGGAGGCAGCGGCGGUGGCCAUGGCCCAGCCGGGGGGCCGGGGCAGCAGCAGAGCCCGGCACAGGGGGGAGUCGGGGGGGCGCCACGGCCCAGAAGAGCAGCUGCCACCAGUGUCUGGGGCAUGACGGAGCCCCCUUCCCCAGGCGCAGGGUGUGUGCCCUCGGGGCUCCCCGGGGCCCCGUGUCCGAGUCCUUCGCGCAGCGAGUGUACCAGCCCUUCCUCACCACCUGCGAGGGGCCCCGAGUCUGCAGCACGUACCGGACCAUCUACAGGACUGCCUACCGCCGCAGCCCCGGGCCGACCCCGGCCAGGCCUCGCUACGCCUGCUGCCCCGGCUGGAAGCGGACCGGCGGGCUCCCUGCGGCCUGCGGAGCAGCGAUAUGCCAGCCACCGUGCCAAAACGGAGGGAGCUGUGUCCAGCCGGGCCGCUGCCACUGCCCCGCAGGAUGGCGGGGCGACACCUGCCAGACAGAUGUGGAUGGACACGGGGCCGGAGGGGGCGGCUGUCCCCACCGCUGUGCCAGCACCGUGGGUAGUGGCUGGUGCCGGUGUCCUGAGGGGCACGGCCCGUCCACUGGUGGGAAGCUAAGCCCGCCCAGGAGAGGGACCCCUGGGGUGGCCCCGAACCCUGACAAAGGCGUGGACGGCGUGGUGGAGGAGGAGGUGCAGAGGCUCCGGUCGCGGGUGGAUGUCCUGGAGCAGAAGCUGCAGCUGGUGCUGGCCCCCCUGCACAGCCUGGCCUCGCGGGCGCUGGAGCAGGGGCUCCCCGACCCCGGCAGCCUCCUGGCCCACUCCCUGCGGCAGCUGGACCGCAUCGACUCUCUGAGCGAGCAGAUCUCCUUCCUGGAGGAGCAGCUGGGGUCCUGUUCCUGCAAGAAGGAGCUGUGACGGGCCUAUGUGACCCCCAACCUCACAGAAGAAACAGGGCGGGGUGGGCGGGGGGGGCGCUGUCUCCUAUGAUUCCGGCCCCUGCACCCGGGCCGGCUCCCUGGGCCUGGCGGGCCGUGGCCGAGGGGCGGUACGACAGCUUCCGGCCUGGGGCCUCUGAGUAGACCUGGGGGAGCCCCAUCCCCGAUAUUCGUCAGAAUAAAACGAGACCUGGAGAGCU
This is a messenger RNA of Phyllostomus discolor (pale spear-nosed bat), 1250 nucleotides long. RefSeq names its product EGF like domain multiple 7 (gene EGFL7). Gene Ontology annotation, molecular function: signaling receptor binding. The transcript is spliced from 9 exons. The coding region runs from base 59 to 1030 and encodes 323 amino acids. Gene Ontology annotation, cellular component: cell surface; extracellular region. The record is from RefSeq and is a predicted model, not a curated record. Gene Ontology annotation, biological process: anatomical structure development. Lineage: Eukaryota; Metazoa; Chordata; Mammalia; Chiroptera; Phyllostomidae.